Messenger RNA from Paramormyrops kingsleyae, 1198 nucleotides. RefSeq names its product retina and anterior neural fold homeobox protein 2-like. Gene Ontology annotation, biological process: regulation of transcription by RNA polymerase II. Gene Ontology annotation, molecular function: RNA polymerase II transcription regulatory region sequence-specific DNA binding; DNA-binding transcription factor activity, RNA polymerase II-specific. Lineage: Eukaryota; Metazoa; Chordata; Actinopteri; Osteoglossiformes; Mormyridae. The record is from RefSeq and is a predicted model, not a curated record.
UGCCGGACCAAUGGCGAGCAAUAGUCUCUUAAUUACUUGGGGGGAAACAGUUUUUCACACAGUUUGGUCCAUUAAAGGGACGCAUAAAGCGUCCGCAUCAGGGCGGGUGAGCGGGUCGGAGCGGGAGUAAAGGGCCAUGCAGACGGACAGGGUCGCUAGAGAGAGCCAGGCGGCCCCAGAGCUGAAUGAGGGAAAGGCGUUGCCACUAUCGUCCCAUUUCAUCGACUGUAUUUUGGGCAAAGGGAGGGAAAACGGAACCGAGACGGACCAAGAACAAGUGACGGGGGUCCGUUCCUCCAACAAAGCGGCGCGUCCAUCCAGCAUGGUCUGCCGCCAUACGGAUGCUGGUGCCUUCAUCAAAUCCCCCCAGAAGUGGAGUUCCGCAAAGGAGGGUGCGACACCCCCGGGGGGGGACCUCUCUCCCCCGGCCGGGACUCCCCAGAAGCGCAAGCAGCGUCGCUACCGAACCGCGUUUACAAACCUGCAGUUACAGGAGCUUGAACGGGCUUUCAGCAAAUCUCAUUAUCCGGACGUAUUUUCCAGAGAAGAAAUAGCGCUCCGUCUUGAUCUAACGGAGGCCAGAGUUCAGGUUUGGUUCCAGAACCGUCGGGCCAAGUGGCGGAAGCGUGAGAAAGCUGGAGCACUGAGCUCCGUAGCGGGGCUUGCCGCGCCUGGCGCGCUCGGGCUCAGCCCGGACAUCCCGGUGAGCCAGCGCCACCUGCUGGAUGUCAGCUGGAGGCCAGUUGGUGGGUCCACCCUGAGGCCAGCGCAGCCUACGCUCGUGAGCCCUGCCUCACUGGGGGGGCUCAGCUUGGGGGCCUAUGCCUGGGCCUCACUGUUCCAACACUCACUGCUCCACCCAGACUUUCACAGAUUCCUGACCAUGGUGAACCACCCAAGCAGCCUGACGGUGGCGUCUGGUGAAGGCUUUGGCCUGUCGGGCGGCGAGAGGAGGACGUCCAGCGCAGCUGAGCUGAGCCUUGAGGCCAGUGAGCAUCACACCAUGGUCCAACAGCUGGACACGUAAUCUGGACGGUUCAGGCUGCCAAGGCCCCAACCCGAGUAUACAAACCUAUUCAAUGCCAGUCAAAGCCUUUGUGCUGCCCUCUCUCACACUUUGUGUGCUGCAAGCUUAAAUGCUUCGCCGCUGCCCAAUUUCACUGUAUCUUAUGUGGUGUUUGCUGGGAUAGGAGGGGGU